AUGCGCCUUAUCACGAACCUGACCCAACACCUGUCCUUCGCUCGAUCCUUGGCUACCAUGGCCAACCCAGGUGCUUUCCCUACGCUCAAUGGUCAAAGCAGCCGUGAUCCGAAUGAAGGUGCCGACAAUGAUUCAUCGUUGGGUGCGCUCAAGGGCAUGAUUGCGCCGAGGGUGAAUGGUCAGUACUAAGAUCCGAUGGGACUUAGAGUCUGUGCUGACUGGGCAUAUCAACUAUCCAACACCCUACGGUGCCCCGCGCGAUCUUUGCCUUCCCCCACUUGCGAUUGCUCGAUCUUCAAAACGACGUCAUCAUCCCACCACCUCAGUGCUCGGAACCGCUCUCCAACCGAUACCCACCACGUCCCUCACGAGCUCGACCCAACCCGCAACCGGUUUCUUCCGUACCAACUACUGCGACGCCUCCCCCCUCGACCCCGGAUCGCACACCAUCGCCGCGUUGAUCACGCCUUCCUUCCUCACCUUCUCCGCCUCCAAAGGCAACGACCUUUCCUCCUUGUUCCCUCGCACCGGUCCUUCCUCACCCUGGGAGAAAGCGAAUCAAGUACGAGGCGCACCAGGGGCGUGUUAUUGGUGCUUGUGUGCUUCGAGGUGGUGGGAAGCCGUGAAAGCGAGUGAGAGUCAUCCGGAUGGGGAGGCGAUCGUGCCGAGGGUCGUGGUACAGUCUACGCAUGCCAAGUGGGCUCAAGGGGUCCGCGCAGCGGAUGAGGAGAAGAGAAAGAUGUUGGAAAAGUAUGCGAUCAAGGGCUAG
Molecule: messenger RNA, 769 nt
Organism: Microbotryum saponariae
Lineage: Eukaryota; Fungi; Basidiomycota; Microbotryomycetes; Microbotryales; Microbotryaceae
Source: the annotation of a GenBank genome assembly